Messenger RNA from Perkinsus marinus ATCC 50983, 950 nucleotides. Its product is annotated as eukaryotic translation initiation factor 3 p42 subunit, putative. The record is from RefSeq and is a predicted model, not a curated record. Gene Ontology annotation, cellular component: cytoplasm; eukaryotic translation initiation factor 3 complex. The coding region runs from base 12 to 863 and encodes 283 amino acids. Gene Ontology annotation, molecular function: translation initiation factor activity; RNA binding. NCBI's taxonomy places the organism in Eukaryota, Perkinsozoa, Perkinsida, Perkinsidae. The transcript has 8 exons.
UGACUUCAUUAAUGACAACCGGCCGAUGGGCUGACGAGGAUCCCAUAUCACCCAGCAAUAGGGAGGUACCACCCGCUACCGAGACGGACAUUGAUCCCGAGACUGGCCUUAAGACGAUAACCGAGUACCAGGAGAGAGAUGGGGCCGUGUAUAAGAUCACUAGAGUCGUUAAGGUCACCACAGUUCGAGUUACGUGCAGCAAGGCUGAGGCCGAAAGACGACGACGUUGGACUCCCUUCGGAAAGGCGGUAGAGACGAGCAAAAAUAGCACCUUUGCGAACCGUACCGAAGAUGAGAUAAACCUAGAGCCUAGCAAACUCACUGGUGCUAGCGCUGCCGCGGAGGACGAGACCGGCGCUGAUCAGGAGAAGUUCUGGGCCGCGAGUGUGGACCAGGUCCUCGGUCUCAACAAGAAGAAGGCUAGCGUAUGGACUAAGUUCCGUGGUGAAACUGAAGGAGAGGCCGAUGGAGAGGCUGAGAAGGAGGCUAUUCCGCUUCGCACCCACACGACUGGCCGCUAUGUUCCACCCAACCAGCGUGGUCUCGGCGGUGGUGCUAGGCCUUUCGAUCAACAGAAGGAUAGGGAUGAGCAUACCUUACGUGUGUCAAACCUUUCUGAGGAUGUCGGUGAUGGUGACCUCCAGCAGCUCUUCUCCACCGCUGGUCGUGUCCAGAGGAUCUAUCUUGCUCGCAACCCCGAGACUGGCCUUUCCAAGGGCUUCGCCUUCGUCACGUACUACAACAAGAAGGAUGCUGAAAAGGCCCUUGAGAAACUCAACGGACAUGGUUACGAUAACCUCAUUCUCAAGCUCGACUGGGCCAAGCCUGCUCAGCCCAGAGGGGACCGCCCGCCUCGUCAUUAAGCAGCACGUCUGCUGCGACUUGUUGGUACCGGAUGUCGGUUCUUGUUUCGAAGGUACUAUGUCGUUAACAUUACGAGCUAAUACGCG